AUGUCCGACCGCGAGGGCCACGGCGGCCCGCCCGGGGACGAUGAUCUGUCCCUGCCAAAGGCGACGGUCGCAAAGAUGAUAUCCGAACUCUUGCCCGACGGACUGGCGUGCUCGAAAGAGACGCGUGACUUGAUCAUCGAAUGCUGCGUCGAGUUCAUUCAUCUUGUGUCCUCGGAGGCGAACGAGAUCUGCGAGAAGGAUAGCAAGAAGACGAUCGCGCCGGAACACAUCAUCUCGGCGCUGAACACACUUGGUUUCGAGCAGUUCAAGGUCGACGUUGAGGAUGUGCUUCAGGAGCACAAGAAACAACAGAAGCAAGAGCGCGAGAAGAAGGUCUCGAAACUCGACCAGUCCGGCAUGACCGAGGAGGAGCUACUACAGGCGCAAGAGGCGCUGUUUGCCGCCAGCCGAGAACGCUUUCAGAACCAGGCGCAGCCAUGA
Peniophora sp. CBMAI 1063 is the source of this 441-nucleotide messenger RNA. The record is from the annotation of a GenBank genome assembly. Lineage: Eukaryota; Fungi; Basidiomycota; Agaricomycetes; Russulales; Peniophoraceae.